AUGGAUACUGAAAAGGGUUAUCCCAGAGGUUUCAGAGCAGACAGUCUACGACCAGAAACCGGCCGCAGAAGUUUUCAGUCAGAGAGUAUGCAACUCGAUGAAGCACACGAGCUACCACAAGGAGAUCAGAUACGACAAGAGAACUCGACCUAUCUCGUCCUCUUCAAGUCCAUAGACAGUGGAAACUUGGAAGCCACGAAAGAUUUCUUGGACCGAAACCCUGAGGCUUUAACCGCUAGCUUAACCUCCAACGGAGACAGACCAAUCCAUAAAGCCGUUUUGUCAGGUCACAUAAAUAUCGUGGAAGAGAUCAUUAGACGAAUCCACGAUCCAGAGCAAGUGUUGGAGAUCAAGAACGAUAAUGGUUACACGGCGCUUGCUUAUGCUGCCACUGGUGGGAUUGUGAGAAUCGCAGAGUGUUUGGUGAAUAAAUGUCCCAGCUCGGUUAGUGUUCGGAACGCAAAAGAGCAUAUACCGAUCGUGGUGGCUUCGUUGUAUGGUCACAAAGAUCUGGUUCGGUAUCUUUACAAUCACACACCUCUCAGUGAUCUUGAUCCUUGUGAUGAGUCAGAUGAACACAAGGGCAAGAACGGUGCGAUGCUAGUGACCAAUUGUAUUGUCGAUGGACUAUAUGGUAUUGCUUUGGAUCUGAUCCAGAGGUAUCCUAAGCUGGCUUAUACUCGAGACAGCGAUAACGAUACAGCGAUCAUAGCGCUCGCGCAAACGCCUUGUGCGUUCCCUAGCGGUAUCCAUCUUGCGUUUUGGCAACGCUGGGUAUAUUCUUGUAUUCACAUAGAGAAGAUUACCAACCCAUAUGAAGUAAUGAAUCAUCAUCACCAUCAGUACAUGAAAUCAGAAGAUCAUAAUACAAUUUACGAGAAGUUGUUGAAAUACCUCAGUUUUUUUUUUCCACACAUAAGACAAGUAUACAAACUAAAGCUAGGACAUGCUCAAGCCAAAGAGAUACUAGACUGUAUCUGCCAAGAGAUACCUAACUUUGACGCCACUCAACAGAAGAACGCGGGUCUAAACCAAGCUCUCUUCAAGGCGGUAGAGAAUGGUAUCGUCGAGUAUAUCGAGGAAGUGAUGAAGCAUUAUCCUGAUAUUGUAUGGUUCAAAGAUAGUUAUGGUCUUAACCUCUUUUUCUACGCGGUAAGUCAGAGACAGGAGAAGAUCUUUAGUCUCAUUUACAAAAUGGGUGCUAAGAAGAACAUCCUCGCUACAGCUUGGGACAAACUUCAUAACAAUAUGCUUCAUCACGCCGCAUAUCGGGCCCCAGCUUCACGGCUUAACCUCAUUCCCGGUGCUGCUCUUCAGAUGCAAAGGGAGUUACAAUGGUUUAAGGAAGUGGAGAGGCUAGUGCAACCGAAGCAUCGAAAAAUGAUUAACUUGAAGCAGAAGAAAACUCCAGCUGCUCUGUUUAAAGACCAACACAAGGAUCUGGUGGAUCAAGGAGAGAAAUGGAUGAAAGAAACAGCGACUUCUUGCACAGUAGUAGCGGCUCUAAUCACCACAAUGAUGUUCUCCUCUGCGUUUACCAUCCCCGCAAGUUACGACCACCAUUAUAAACUAUUCAUGAUCUUCAUCAUCUCGGACGCUAUCUCUCUCUUCACAUCAUGUAUGUCUCUGCUCAUGUUCCUCGGCAUUCUCAAGUCUCGUUACCGCGAAGAGGAUUUUCUUCGAUCGCUUCCGACCAAACUGAUCUUGGGUCUUGCGUCUUUGUUUCUCUCGAUGGCGACGAUGAUGGUGAGUUUUGUCGUGACGCUCAUGACCCUGUUUAGUGUUAAAACAAAAACAACGACGUGGGUUUCGGCUCAGUUUAUGUUGCUCGCGGUGAUUCCGGUGGGUAUGUUCGGUGUUCUUCAGUUUCCGGUGCUACUUGAGAUCUUCUGCUCCACUUAUUUCCCUAGAGUUUUUGAUAAGCCUCGCCAGUCUCGGCGAUUUUUUUAA
This is a messenger RNA of Eutrema salsugineum, 1950 nucleotides long. RefSeq lists its product as uncharacterized. The transcript is spliced from 5 exons. Gene Ontology annotation, molecular function: protein binding. The record is from RefSeq and is a predicted model, not a curated record. Bases 1 to 1950 code for a protein of 649 amino acids. NCBI's taxonomy places the organism in Eukaryota, Viridiplantae, Streptophyta, Magnoliopsida, Brassicales, Brassicaceae.